CCCUGAUUUAGUCCCAGUCAAAAGAAUAAGAAAUUUUAUCUCACGACCAAAGAAAAGGCUGCCCGGUGACAGCCCCAGGAGGAGCUAAAUACAGUGGUUUUCCGGGAGAAUCCACUCGUAUGUGCCCAUCACAGCGGGAGCAGUCUAGGGCUGAGGACUGGCAUCUGGUCCCACGGUGAAGAGGGCCUGUUCUCCCCAGCAGCCCUUUGGGGAGGACUCUGAAGUCAAAGUGCUUCGUGGUGCUGGUUGCCCAGUUCCAGGCUCAUGUCUGAGGAAGCCAGUGUACGGCCCAUGGCCCGAGUGCUGGUGUUCGUGUACGGGACACUCAAGAGCGGGCAGCCCAACCACGGCGUGCUGCGGGACAGCGCCCACGGCCAGGCGGCCCUCCGGGGCCCGGGCCGCACCCGGGAGCGCUUCCCGCUGGUCAUCGCCGGCCCGCACAACGUGCCCUUCCUGCUGCGGCGGCCGGGCUGCGGGCACCGCGUUCGAGGCGAGGUCUACGCCGUGGACGGGGCCCUGCUGAGCUUCCUGGACGACUUCGAGGACUGUCCACACAUGUACCAGCGCACGCCGGCCGCCGUGGUCCUGGACGGGGACGGGGGCGAGGAAGGCAGGACGGUGGAGUGCUGGCUCUACAGCACCGAGUCCUUCCCGCCCGAGUGGGCGAGGCUCCCGCACCUAGAGGACUAUGACUCUCAGGGUGCCCACGGGCUGCGCUACAACCCUCGGGAGAACAGGUGAGGCCCGAGGAAGGGGAGGGGGCACCCGCAGCCAAGGCCAGGGUCCCCCGGUGCCCCUGGACACUGAGACCGACCAGACUCCACCUGCAGGUGGUACCUAUGAUGGACGGACUGGGACUCACUCAGCAGGGCACUGAGCAUCUCGGGCCUGAAGCGGCGGGGAAAGAAGAUAAUUUCGUGAUUUUUUCUUUGUUUGCCUCCAGGGUUACUGCUGGGGCCCAGUGCCUGCACCAUGAAUCCACUGCUCCUAGAGGCUGUUUUCCCCCUUUUUUUGUUGCCCUUGUUGUUGUAGCCUUGUUGUGGUUAUUAUUGUUGUUGUUAUUGAUGUCGUUCAUUGUUGGAUAGGACAGAGAGAAAUGGAGAGAGAAGGGGAAGACAGAGAGGGGAAGAGAAAGACAGACACCUGCAGACCUGCUUCACCGCCUGUGAAGCGACUCCCCUGCAGGUGGGGAGCUGGGGGCUCAAACGCCGGUCCUUGAGCUUUGUGCCAUGUGAGCUUAACCCGCUGUGCUACCGCCCACCUCCCCAAUUUCAUUUUAGCAGUCUUUCUUUUCCCCCAUUGCUUCUCCUCUUCUCCCCUGCCUGGGACUCUGGUUUGGGUCUGUAGCACCGAGCAAAGCACGCUCCACUAAAGCCUGGUGUGGUCGAGGGCUCUGCACCCCCAUUCCACCAGGACCCCAAGUCAUCAGGAAGCUUGUUUUUAUACCAUCAAUGUAAUGGCAACGAAUCUGGAAAACACCAGAGGAAGCCAGGCACAGUUUCGUUUAUCUGAGGGAGACAAGGAAAAAAGGGAAGAACACUCAGUAUUAGUAGUAGGUGUAGAGAAGGGAAGGCAGGACUGUUGGGGAGAAAAUGGGGAAGAAAAUAUAUAAACACACACAGAGAGAGAGAGAAAUGAUAAAAUAGAGAGAUGGGGAAAGAAUCAGCCCGGGGUGGGGGAAGGGAGGGGAGCGGUGGCGCACCUGGUUGAGCGCACAUUAUAAAAUGCAAGGACCCAGGUUCGAGUCCCCAGUCUCCACCUGCAGGAGGAAAGCUUUGCGGGUGGUGAAGCAGGGCUGCAGGUGUCUCUCUGUCUCUCUCCCUAUCACCCCCUACCCUCUCAAUUUCUGGCUGUCUCUAUCCAAUAAAUAAAGAAGUUUUAAAAGAACUUUAAAAAAAUAGAAUCAAAGCCAGUUGGUGGUACAGAUGGUUAAGUGCACACACUAUAGUACACAAAGACCUGGGUUCAAGCCCCUGCGGGGAAAGCUUCACAGGUAGUGAAGCAGAGCUGCAGGUGGCAGUCUCUCUGCCUCUCUAUCUCCCCCUAUCCUUUCAACUUCUGUCUCUACCCAAUAAUAAAUAAAUAUUAAAAAAUAGAGGGUAGUCAGGUGGUAGUGCCGUGGGUUAAGCAAACAUGGCUCAAAGUACAAGAACUGGUGUAAGGAUCCCGGUUCAAGCCCCCAGCUCCCCACCUGUAGGGGUGGUUGCUCCCUCUCUCUGUCUUCCCCUCCUCUCUCCAUUUCUCUCUGUCCUAUCCAACAACAACUUCAGCAAUAACAACGAUAAGGGCAAAAAAAGGAAAAA
Molecule: messenger RNA, 2303 nt
Organism: Erinaceus europaeus (western European hedgehog)
Lineage: Eukaryota; Metazoa; Chordata; Mammalia; Eulipotyphla; Erinaceidae
Gene: GGACT
Product: gamma-glutamylamine cyclotransferase
Exons: 3
Coding region: 265-741 (158 amino acids)
Molecular function (GO): gamma-glutamylaminecyclotransferase activity
Source: RefSeq, a predicted model, not a curated record